Messenger RNA from Bufo bufo (common toad), 1322 nucleotides. Its product is annotated as opsin-5-like. Gene Ontology annotation, biological process: visual perception; G protein-coupled receptor signaling pathway. Lineage: Eukaryota; Metazoa; Chordata; Amphibia; Anura; Bufonidae. The record is from RefSeq and is a predicted model, not a curated record. Gene Ontology annotation, molecular function: G protein-coupled receptor activity. The transcript has 4 exons. The coding region runs from base 48 to 1106 and encodes 352 amino acids. Gene Ontology annotation, cellular component: membrane.
GCGCACUGCUACAGCUAAUGGCUUAAAGUUUCCUGCAGCAGCCGAGGAUGGAGGACAAGUAUGCUUCCACCUUACAUCCUCUGGUGGACUAUGGGGCUGGCUUCUUCCUGUUACUUGUAGCUAUACUGACUGUGGUGGGCAAUGUCGCUGUGCUUGCUACAGCAGUGAAAUGCUUCUCCCACCUUAAAUCAGCGGAUCUUCUGUCCGUAAACCUAGCUGUCACCGAUUUGGGUAUGGCUGUGAGCAUGUACCCUCUGGCCAUUGCCUCUGCUUGGAAUCAUGCAUGGAUUGGGGGGGAUCCUUCCUGUCUGUAUUACGCCCUGAUGGGAUUCUUUUUUGGAGUAGCAAGUAUGAUGACAUUAACAGCAAUGGCGGUGAUCCGAUAUCUAGUGACCAGCACAACGACAACCAACCGCAAUAUGAUAAAGAAGAAAACAAUAUACAUUGUGAUCAUGGGCAUAUGGCUCUACGCGUUGCUCUGGGCAAUAUUUCCAUUGGUCGGAUGGGGUCACUAUGGCCCGGAACCAUUCGGUAUUUCUUGCACCAUUGCCUGGGCUGAGUUCCAGAAUUCCAUCAGUGGAUUCUCAUUCAUUCUCAGUAUGUUUAUCCUGUGCACUAUUACCCCCGCUACGACAAUCAUCUCUUGUUAUACCACCAUAGCCUGGAAGCUUCAUAAAGCCUAUCAGGAAAUACAGAACUAUGACAAAAUGCCGAAUGCGGCCAAAGUGGAGAAAAAACUAACGCUGAUGGCGGUACUGGUGAGCUUUGGAUUUCUGGCCUCUUGGUCGCCCUAUGCAAUUGUCAGCUUCUGGUCUAUGUUUCGCUCAAGUGAAAGCAUCCCCCCGAUUAUCGCUUUACUCCCCUGCCUCUUCGCCAAGUCAUCCACGGCCUUCAACCCUUUCAUCUAUUACAUGUUCAGCAAAACCUUCCGGCAAAAAGUAAAGCAGCUAAAGUGUUGCUGCGGCUGGAGGGUCCAUUUAUUACAACCAGAAUCCUCAGGAGACAAUCCAGCCGUGUCCGUCAUCUGGUCAGGUAGGGACAACAUUCAGAUGUCUUCAGUUCUUAAAUUCAACAACGGACAGUCAAGCUCCAUGAUGACCCAGUGAUGGAAAUCUGGAAACAACUGACCAGUCAUCAUCACCAAGCAAUGGCGGACAUUUUUUGAACAAAAAAAUUUGUAGACAAUGGCGCCACUGCCAAGGACCUUGUACCUCAUGGACAUUUGCUGGCUCCUCUCAAUGUAUUAAUAUACAAUUAUAAACUAUAAUAAGCAAAAGGAACCACCUAAAAAUGGCUGAAUAUGUUGGGUAACAGGGUAAAUC